AUGAUACAAAUCUGCGAGGGGUUAGCGAGCCGCGCCCCGUCGGGACAAAAAGAUGUCUACGUUUUCUCAAUUACACCACUCGCUGAUCAAGCGAUGGCGGCCAUCACUUCGGCAGACGAGCUGCUCAUCCUGCAGGACAGGGGUACCCUGAACACUUCUCCUGUGUCCACGGUGCAGGGUGUCCCGCGCGGUCUCACGUCGCUGGUCUCUUCGGACGCAGGAAGGAUUGCCGUUUGUGCCGGGCGUGACGGCAAUGUUGUCCUCGUAGAUACUCGUACCCAGACCACGGUCGGACACUUUGAGACCGGCAAACCAGCUCAUGCAGUAGCAUGCAGAGAAAACGACGUGGCGGUGGGUAGUGAUGCAAUUGUGUCGGUAUGGGACCGGAGACAGAUGCGAAUGCGUUGGCAAAACACCGAAUUGAAUGACGAGAUAACGGCGCUCGAUUUCCAUCCCACAAGAGACAGUGUGUUGCUUGCCGGCGGAGACGAUGGCUUGGUCAGUCUCUUCGACACCCAAAUCGUGGAAGAAGAGGACAGUCUCCUGCAGGCAGUCAACCACGGGCCCAUUCACAAAGCAGGCUUUUUGGGAGGUUCGGAUCUCUACGCCCUGAGUUCGGACCAGAACCUCGCCCUCCAUUCCUUGACCUUGGAGGAGGAAGAAACAGAUCCGACGAUCGAGCCGUCUCCAGACCAAUUUGGCGACUUGCGGCCUGCCGUCCCCUGCGAAUAUGUGAUUGAUGUCUUUCCCACCGGUCCAGAUUACGUGGUCGCCUGCGGUUCGCAUAGUAAAUCUCGUGUGGACCUUGUCAAACUCCAACGAGGUAGACCACUCGACCCUAGCCAGCGGAUCGUGCUUGAAAACGCCCACGGGGAAGAAGUUGUUCGCUCCAUUUUUCCAGACGAAGCGAAUGGAGUCAUCUUCACCGCCGGUGAGGAUGGUAGAAUCAUGGCAUUCAGACCCAAGGAUGCCGCCCAGACCGCGUCGUCGUCACCGACGAUCAAGACUCCCAAAUCCAAGAAAGGAGGAUCGACCGAUACAAGAUAUCGACCAUACUGACUGACAGUGACUGGUCACCUUCUCCCUUUUUCCUCGGGUCUCUACCACCGCCGCCACCACCACCAUCAGACCGCUGCGCUGUAGGACUUGCCAGAAAAGGAGGCAGCGUUUGCUUUCUUUGCCCCUUCACAU
Messenger RNA from Exophiala oligosperma, 1191 nucleotides. RefSeq lists its product as uncharacterized. The transcript has 5 exons. Gene Ontology annotation, molecular function: protein binding. Lineage: Eukaryota; Fungi; Ascomycota; Eurotiomycetes; Chaetothyriales; Herpotrichiellaceae. The coding region runs from base 1 to 1059 and encodes 352 amino acids. The record is from RefSeq and is a predicted model, not a curated record.